Rubroshorea leprosula is the source of this 1632-nucleotide messenger RNA. The record is from the annotation of a GenBank genome assembly. Lineage: Eukaryota; Viridiplantae; Streptophyta; Magnoliopsida; Malvales; Dipterocarpaceae.
AAAUAAAGGAAUAGGAGAAACCAUAAAAAAUGAAAAAGGAGACCGUCUCCAUGUCAGCCGCUGCUACUGUAGCAGUACGGCACACAGCAGCAGCAAGCAGCAAGCUGUGUAGGAUAUCGCAAGGGAGCAUCCAUGAAGUGAGCACAAAUGGGCACCUGAUAGAACCUAAUGGAGGGAACUCAAUUGCUAGUAUUCUUUUAAGGUGUUCAGUUGACUUAUUAGCUGAUUCCUUCUCUCUAGUUUUUGGAUCAUCUGGUAAUGGAAUCUGUUUGCUUCAUGGAAAUCAUUACGCAUGGAACAACUCCAACUCACAUCAGCAGCAUCCUUCAGGUGCCAGGAUUUGGCCCAAUUCGCUGUCUUUUGUCAAUGGUGUUCAGCAUAUGCCUGCAUUUCCUUGGGUACCUUCUGUUAUGCUGGAUGUAGCAUCACCCUUUUCCCUUGGGAUCUCUAGGGAUGUUGGAUUUCCUGGUAGUUCUCCAUCACACCCUGUCGAAAUUGCUUCUCACAACAUUUUCUCACAUGCUGGUGGAAACAAUGGUGUGGUAUACUCUCCUCAGCAAAUGUGUCACCUUUUCCCUGGAAGAAACCCUGUGAUAUCCAUGCCAGGUUCUUUUGAGUCUCCCAAUGAGCGUGUGAGAAAUUUCUGGCACCAUAGAAAUGAAUUGAAUUCUAAUAGUGCUGAUAAGAAACAAUAUGAGCUUGACAUUGACUGCAUCAUAUGUGGGAAAGACAGCAGAACAACGCUGAUGAUAAAGAACAUUCCAAACAAGUAUACCUCAAAGGUGCUUCUGGCUGCAAUAGAUGAGCACUGUCAAGGAACCUAUGAUUUCAUUUAUUUGCCAAUUGACUUCAAGGCAAUCAACAGAAUAAAAGCAACAUGGGCUAUGCAUUCAUCAACAGGUUUGAUAUGGGAUUUAGAUGCAUUCAAUGGCAAAAUAUGGGAAAAGUUCAACAGUGAAAAAGUAGCAUUGCUUGCAUAUGCUAGGAUUCAAGGAAAAGCUGCUCUUAUCGCCCAUUUCCAGAAUUCAAGCUUGAUGAACGAAGAUAAACAAUGUCGUCAUGUUCUUUUUCAUACUGAUGGUCCGAACGCUGGUGAUCAGGAGCCCUUUCCCAUGGGUACUAAAAUUCGAUCAAAGCCUGGAAAGCCUCAAACAACGACCCCAGAGAACAAUAGCCAAGUUAGCUCCUCAACUUCAGCGAAGGGGGAGGAACCUUCCAAUGGGGUAGAACCUUGGUCAGGUUAUCCCAAGUAUUCUAACUAAGCUAUCUGCUGUGCCAAGCAGUAAUUGUGGAAGAGUAGUUUCGAUAAUCCAAAUGCAUUUUGUAACUAUAGUUGCUUGACCAUUUCAUUUGUUUCUAGGAAAAUUUUUGUAUGAAUGGCCACUAUGAGCAUAGAGAAUAGCUUAAAAAUGUUCCCGAGUCUAUGCAUGACUCCAAGGAUCCCUCCUGUUCUCAGUUUUGUAUACUGAUGUCUCCAAAUGUAAUUUCCUUCCUUUUUGCUCAAGGAAGGAGAGAGAAAUGUCAUAUUAUAAGUAUUAUAGUAAUUGAAUUUUUAAACUUCCUUUUUUUUCCCUUUUUUUUUUUUUUGUAAAGAAACACUUUUUUUUAAAAUAAUAAAUGUGUGAUUCUUUU